Messenger RNA from Alnus glutinosa, 3082 nucleotides. RefSeq names its product G-type lectin S-receptor-like serine/threonine-protein kinase At4g03230. The transcript is spliced from 8 exons. Gene Ontology annotation, biological process: recognition of pollen; protein phosphorylation. Bases 56 to 3082 code for a protein of 1008 amino acids. The record is from RefSeq and is a predicted model, not a curated record. Gene Ontology annotation, molecular function: ATP binding; protein kinase activity. NCBI's taxonomy places the organism in Eukaryota, Viridiplantae, Streptophyta, Magnoliopsida, Fagales, Betulaceae.
CCAAAGAAGAAAACUCAACUGCAUAUUGUCUGCAAGUAAUUGCUUGCUGUCUUUCAUGAUCUUUUGCUUGUACAUACUGUUGUUGUGUUCCUGUCGUGUGGAUUGCUAUGCUAAAGACACCUUAAAGCAUGGCGAGUGGAUAACUUUAAAGCAUGGAGAAACGCUCGUCUCCAGUGGAGGACGGUUUGAACUGGGAUUCUUUAACACUACGGGAAGCGCUAGCAACAAAAGCUAUGUCGGGAUAUGGUAUCACGAAUGGGAUCAAAAAACAUUUGUAUGGGUUGCCAACAGAGACAAACCAGUACUUAACGGUUCCACGGGAGUUUCUUUUGGAAUUGCAGAAGAUGGCAAUCUUAAGGUAUGGGAUAAUACUACUGGAGACGUUUAUUGGAAUACAAGUGUUGAGAUUUCUUCGUCUGCAAAUCGAACUGUGAAGCUCAUGGAUUCUGGAAACCUGGUCUUAAGCGAUGAUGGUGAUGAUCAGUUGGCGACGAGUCGGUGGGAGAGCUUCCAAAAUCCAACUGAUACAUUUUUUCCAGGUAUGAAGAUGAAUGAAAGCCUGACGUUGACUUCAUGGGCAGGUGAUGUUGACCCGGGAAGUGGGGGGUUCACGUUUAAGCAAUACAAAGAAGAAUCAGGCCACUACGUAAUCACAAAAAGGCUUGGACGACUCGAUUAUUGGAGAAGUUGGAUGUCAGGCAAGUUGUCGAGCACAGAUGAAUUAAUGCCCUAUGCCAUAGCCUACUUGUUAUCAAAUUUCAGCAAGAGCCUAAACCAGACCAAAUACCCACUUCCGCCAAAAAGCUCAGCACAACUGCUGCUGGAUUAUAAUUACACAAGGUUAGUGAUGAAUUAUAAUGGGGAAUUACAGUAUCUGAAAUGGGAUGCGGACAAGGGAAAUUGGUCUAUGAUAUGGAGGGAGCCGGAAGACAAUUGUAGCAUUUACAAUGCUUGUGGGAAAUUCGGCAGCUGCAGUAUUAACAAUAGGUUGAAAUGCAAAUGUUUGCCCGGGUUUCAGCCUACCAACCCGGCAAAUUGGGAUUCUGGAGAUUUUUUGGGUGGGUGCAAUAGAAAUUCGACAUCAUCUGACAACAGCGACAUGUUCUUGAACUUAAAGAUGAUGAAAGUGAACAACCCAGACUCUCGUAUCUAUGAUGCAAACAAUGAAACAGAAUGCAGAAAGCAGUGCCUUAACUCCAGCCUGUAUCAAGCUUAUUCAUUAACCGACAUCUGCUGGAUUUGGACUGAGAAUCUAAGUAAUCUUCAAGAGGAGUACACAAACGGUGGUCGUAACCUCUCUGUCCGCGUGGCAAAAUCUGUUAUAGAAUCUUCGGUUAGGAAUUGUGAGCCUUGUGGCACAAACUUGAUCCCCUAUCCGCUGAGCACCGGACUAAAUUGCGGCGACGGCAUGUACUUCUAUUUUGAUUGUAACAGUUCCACAGGCCAGGUUAGCUUCAAGGCUCCCAAUGGCACCUAUCGAGUAGCCAGUAUCGAUCCAAGUACACGAACAUUUGUCAUCCAAGUCAAACAAGUAGGAUAUGAUAGAAAUUCAAGUGCAACUCAACUUCUCAAUGACUCAUUGCCGUUUAUUAAGAGCACGAGGUAUAUCCCUGAAUCUGGCAACUUUAGUUCUGGCGUUGAAGCUGAAGUAGAGAUUAGUUGGAAGACCGCAAACGAGCCAAGCUGUACUUCAUCCAGAGACUGCAAGGACUGGCCAAAUUCAACUUGCAAUAGAGGAACAGAUGGAAAGAAGAGGUGCCUUUGCAAUGGAAGCUUCCAAUGGGAUGGCUCAAAUUUAAAUUGUACUAAAGCAGGUGAUUAUCCUCAGACUUCAAAAGAGCAUUCAAAAGGAAAGAUGUCGACGUUGACUCUAAUUGUUUUGAUUUCUCUAAUAGAAGUGUUUGUUCUCGCAAGUGCAACAAUUGUAUGUAUAUAUUUGUGGAGAAGAAAGAUAGCUAGGAGACAAGACAACAGAAGAAGUAAUGAAAGAAAUCGAGUACUUCGCACAUUAGAUAGUGAAAGACAUCUGAAUGACUUAAUGGGCUCGGGUGAGUUCAGCGAAGAAGAUGAGAGAGGCAUAGAUGUACCCUUUUUUGAUUUGGAAGGCAUUCUAGCAGCUACAGAUAGCUUCUCAGAUGCAAACAAGCUCGGAGAGGGGGGCUAUGGGCCUGUUUACAAGGGCUUAUUUCCAGGAAGUCAAGAAAUUGCGGUAAAAAGGCUCUCAAAUGUCUCAAGACAAGGCUUACAAGAAUUUAAAAAUGAAGUGGUGUUGAUUGCAAAACUUCAACAUAGAAAUCUUGUUAGACUUCGGGGAUAUUGCAUAAAUGGAGAUGAAAAGAUUUUACUCUAUGAGUACAUGCCCAAUAAAAGUUUAGACUCAUUUAUAUUUGAUCAAAAGCGAAGCAUGUGUUUGGAUUGGGAAAUGCGCGUCAACAUCAUUUUGGGAAUUGCUCGUGGGCUUCUUUAUCUUCACCACGACUCUAGAUUGAGGAUCAUUCAUAGAGAUUUGAAAACCAGCAACAUUCUUUUAGAUGAUGAGAUGAACCCCAAAAUAUCUGACUUUGGCUUGGCAAGGAUUAUUGGAGGGAAAGAAACAGGGGCAAAUACAACUAGAGUAGUUGGAACAUAUGGUUAUAUGUCUCCGGAGUAUGCAUUAGAUGGACUUUUCUCAAUUAAAUCUGAUGUUUUUAGCUUUGGUGUAAUUCUACUUGAGAUUAUUAGUGGAAAAAAGAAUACAGGAUUUUAUGAGUCAGAACUAGCCAUGAGCCUUAUAGGCUAUGCAUGGAGAUUAUGGGGUGAAAUGAAGGUGUUAGAUUUAAUGGACCCGACUCUACAUGAAGUUUCCAAUGCAGAUCAGUUUGUGAAGUGCGUGAAUGUUGGACUCUUAUGCGUACAAGAAGACCCAAAAAACCGACCCACCAUGUCAAAUGUUAUUACCAUGCUUGGCAGUGAAGUUGCAACAAUUCCAACUCCAAAACAGCCGGCAUUUGUUUCAUGGAGAGGCCUUUCUAGCAAAGCUACUUCUUCUAGUAAACCUGAUACAUGUACGGAAUUAACAAGUAGUACUGUGGAAGAAACAUGA